AUGAGUAUUCGACAUCGAAAUGUUAUGUCACAUGGUAUUAAUCCAUCUCAUGCUCGUAUGUCAACUGCAUCACUUUAUUCAGUAACAUUUGAUAUACAUGAUGAAGAUAAUCGUCAUAAAUUUUUUCGAUGGUUUUCAACAAUAUUUAUUAAUAAAAUCGAUAUAUAUCAUGUUCUUGAAAGACAAGAAGGCACACGUACACUUGCUUAUCAUCUAUUUGUAUUUGCUUUAACUCUUAUUUCACUUAUAUUUGGUUCAAUAUCAACUAUCGAUGAAUGGCGAUCAACAUUAAAUACACCAUUAUAUUAUGGUGAAUUAGCUUUAUGUUUAUUUUUUACUUGUGAAUUAUUAUUACGUAUAUGGUCAGCUGGUUGUCUUUCAAAAUAUCGAACAUGGUUUGGUCGUUUAAUGUUUAUAAGUCGACUAGUUAUUGUGCUUGAUAUAUUAACUUUAUUUGGUUUUAUAUUAGCAUUAACUACAGGUAUAAAAAUAAGAAAAUUUCCAUUAUUAACAUUAAAAUUUUUACCACCAUUACAAAUGAUUCGAUUUUUACGUGUUGAUAGACAAUUAUCAUCAUGGAAAAUUUUAAAAGAUAUUAUUAUAGCACAUCGUCAAGAACUUACGAUUACAUUAGUUAUUGCAUUUAUGUUUCUUAUUACUGGUUCUUAUCUUGUUUAUCUUGCUGAAACACCUAUUGAUACUAGUUUAGGUGUUGGACGAUUUAAAUCAGUAGCUGAUACAAUGUGGUUUUCAAUUAUCACGAUGACAACAAUUGGUUUUGGUGAUCUUUAUCCUACAACAUAUAUUGCUAAAAUGAUAACAACAACAAUUUGUUUUCUUGGUGUUGCAUUUUGGUGUUUACCAACAGGCAUUAUUGGAAGUGGCCUUGCUAUAAAAGUUCAAGAACAAAAACGUGAUGAAGCAUUAAGUCGUCUUGUACCUGCUGCUGCUACUGUUAUACGUAAUUGGUGGCGUCUUCGAUGUGUUUAUCAUGGUGAUCGUUUUGUAUCAACAUGGAAAAUUUACACAAUAAUUCAACGUCGUAUGGAUGGUCCUUUAUCAACAAUUCAUAAUACAGUACCAUUGGUAAUUGCAUCAACAGAUAAUACAUCUUCUGAAAUGAAUUCAUUACAAUUUAAUGUUACAGAUCCAAUGACAACAACAAUAAAAUCAAAUCGUAUUCGACGAAAAUCAAUAAUAAGUAUCAAUGAUUUACCAAAACGUUAUAUAACAGCAAUAAAAGUUAUUCGUAUACUUAAAUAUUUGGUUGCUUGUAAAAAAUUUCAACAAGCAAAACGUCCUAUUGAUAUAAAAGAUGUUGUUAAAGAAAAUACACAAAUGAAUAAUCGUUUAUCAAUUAUGUUAAAUGAUGUACAACGUCGUUUAGAUUUAGUAUUAGGUACAACAAAACCAGCUUCAUAUUUAUCUGAUGAACAAAAACGACAAUUAAGUUUAAGUGCUCGUAUUGAAGAAGUUGAACAAACAGCAAUUCGAUUUGAAACAAAAUUAAAUUAUUUAGAACAAUUAGCAUUAACAUUAGUUGAAAACGCAUAA
Molecule: messenger RNA, 1554 nt
Organism: Rotaria sordida
Lineage: Eukaryota; Metazoa; Rotifera; Eurotatoria; Philodinida; Philodinidae
Source: the annotation of a GenBank genome assembly